AUGGAGGACGGAGUCAACUCGGGAGCGGUGGCGGCGGUGGGCGGCGCUGGUGGGGCAUUUGAUGCCCGGCUCAUUCCGGAGUUCGACGGCGCCGGAGACGUGGUACAGUGGCACACGCGCGCCCAGAUGUUGUGCGAGCUCCGAGGCGCGUCUCUGGCAGCCGUCCUGCCCCUGCGACUGACCGGCGGCGCCUUCGCCGUAUGGUCGCAGAUGCCGGUCGCCGACCGUGGCUCCGCUGACGCCGUCCGGGAUGCGCUGUUCACAGCGUUUGCGCCAGACCCGUUCACGGCGUAUGAGGCUUUCGUCAGCCGCCGCUUGCAGCACGGAGAGUCGGCCGACGUCUUCCUGGCCGACCUCCGGAGGCUCGCGGCCCUGUUCGGUGGCGUGCCGGACCGCAUGCUCGUGUGCGCGUUCGUGGCGGGUCUGCCUGAGACGACCCGGCAGGUGAUACGGGCUGGCACUCGCGCCGAGUCGCUGGAGCUCGCCAGUGUUCUGGCGCGCGCGCGCGCUGUGCUGAGCGAUGAGCAACGCCGGAUCAACGUGAUCACGGUGAGUGGUGGUCGGUACGAGUGCCGCGGCACCGGGCCUGUGCGCGUUGGGGUGUGCAGCGGUGUGAGCGCUGACGUCAACGCGCUUGUGGUCGCCGACCGACCGCUGGGUUUCGACUUGGUGCUCGGGAUGGACGCAGUGGUGGCUCUGGGCGGAGAGUACGACGCGGAGCUGGAGUCGUGGCUCCGGAACGGCUGGCUCCAGCCGUACGACGAGGCGGUUCAUGGACCACCCCGAGGACUCGUGCCGCUGAUGGCGGUGCCGCAGGCCAACAAGGUACGGCCGGUGCUCGACAUGCGCGAACUGAACGCUCAUGUUGCAGCGUACAGCGCGGACGCCGAUGUCUGUGCCGAACACCUGCGCAAGUGGCGCCGUCACGGCCGCCGUGUGGCUGUGGUCGACCUGCGCCGCGCCUACCUGCAGCUGAGGCUCAAUCGGCGGCUGUGGCCUUAUCAGACUGUGAUGCUGCACGGACGGCGCCACUGCUUGACAAGGCUCGGAUUUGGCUUGAAUGUUGCGCCGCUGCUGAUGAAAGCCGUGGUCCGUGCCGUCCUGUCACAGGACUCGGCCGUCGAGCGGGCCGUCUCCCCGUACGUCGACGACCUGUUGGUGGACGAGGAGGUGGUGAGUGCCGAGCGGGUGGUGGAACACUUUCGCCGGUUCGGACUCGAGUGUAAGCCGCCUGCUCGGGCCGAAGACGGAGCUCGCAUGCUCGGCCUCCGCGUACAGCCCGUCGCUGGAGAGCUGCAGUGGUCACGUGACUGUGCCGUCGUCCCGCCGCCAGAGGUCGUGACUCGCCGUGCGGUGUUCGCCUGGUGCGGCCGGCUGGUGGCUCACUUCCCGGUCUGCGGUUGGCUGCGGCCAGCCGCCGCCUGGGUCAAGCGGCACGUCAACCAGCUCACCGAAGGCUGGGACGACGCCACCGACGAUGGCACCCUGAGCGCUCAGAUCGCCUACAUCCAAGAACGGCUGGCGGGAGCGGACCCGGCUCGCGGCCAGUGGUGCUGGACUGGCGACCGUGCUGUCGUCUGGGCCGACGCGAGCUCGAUCGCGUUCGGCGUCGUCAUCGAGACGCCGGACGGUGGGGUGAUGGAAGACGCCUCCUGGUUGCGGCCGAGCGGAUCGUCAGCACACAUCAAUAUGGCUGAGCUCGACGCCGCCGUCCGCGGCCUGAACCUGGCCAUCGCCUGGGGCGCGACGGAGAUAGAGCUCCGCACGGACUCGGCCACGGUGCACCGGUGGCUCAGUGACGCGCUGAGUGGGCGCACGCGCUUGCGAACUCGUGCGGCGGGCGAGAUGCUGAUCCGUCGGCGAGUCAGUCUCAUCCGGGAGCUGACGGAGGAGCUGCAGCUGGAGCUCACUGUGACCCUCGUCCGCUCGGCUGAGAAUCUCGCCGACGCGUUGACUCGAGUGCCAAAGGACUGGGUGCGCGAGCAGAGUGCGGCUGACGGCGUGCCGGCCGAGGCCGCUGCUGUUGGGGCCGAGGACGACGCGGCAGGUGCGGGCGCCGAGGGCGAGCUCGCCGCCUCCGUCCGAGCGGUGCACGAGCGGGCAGGCCAUCCCGGCAUUCGCCGAACGCUAUACUUUGCUCGGCGCGACGUGUCGUGUGAUGUGCCGAGGGCGACUGUGCGAGCGGUGGUGCGCGGCUGUGACAUUUGCCGCUCGAUCGACCCGGCGCCGGUGCGGUGGCGGCACGGCUCUCUCGGUGUCAAGGAGACGUGGCAGCGUGUGGCGAUGGACGUCACGCACUACCAGGGUCGGGCCUACCUGUCCGUGAUCGACUGCGGCCCGUCGCGGUUUUGUGUGUGGCGGCAGCUGCGGCGGGCGGAUGCGGUGGAGGUUUGCGGCCACCUGGAGCAGAUGUUCCACGAGCGCGGCGCGCCGACUGAAAUCCUCGCAGAUAAUGACACAGUGUUUCGCGGGCGUCAGGUCGCGGCUCUCACGGCUCGGUGGGGCGUCAGCCUAAGAUUCCGAGCCGUGCACCAGCCGGGCGGUAAUGGUGUGGUGGAACGGUGCCACCGCUCCAUCAAAGUGAUCGCGGCGAGGCGGACGUGCUCGGUCGCGGAGGCCGUCCACAUUUAUAACGUGACGCCCCGCGACGGUGAAACUACGGGCUCGGCGCCGGCCGCGGGCGUCUACCGAUACGCCAUGAGGGACUGCAUCCGCCCGGCAGCGGCCGGUGAGAGUGCUGACCAGGAGCCGCCAGCUGUGUCCGACGGCGAGCAGCUGCGGGUCGGCGACCAGGUGUGGAUGCGGCGCCGGGGAACCCGCUGCACGGACACGUCCCGCCGCGGUGUCGUCACCAGCGGUGUGUCGCGGCAGGUGGUUGAGGUGGACGGCGUGCCGUGGCACGUGCGUGACCUGCGGCCGCGGCACGAGAGCCCGUGCCGCGACGAUGGCGACGAUGCGCAGUCAGAUGGCGAGGCGCCGCCGAUCAUUGUCGACCUCCCGAGUGGCGGCGAUGAGCGCCCAGCUGAUGUGGCUGCCGACGGCCCUCCGCUCCGCCGCAGCGAGCGCGAGCGGAGACCGCCACGACACUGGUGCGAGUGUUAG
Molecule: messenger RNA, 3102 nt
Organism: Amphibalanus amphitrite
Lineage: Eukaryota; Metazoa; Arthropoda; Thecostraca; Balanomorpha; Balanidae
Exons: 3
Coding region: 1-3102 (1033 amino acids)
Biological process (GO): DNA integration
Molecular function (GO): nucleic acid binding; RNA-DNA hybrid ribonuclease activity
Source: RefSeq, a predicted model, not a curated record